UAUAUACUCGGGUUUGUCCCUUCUACUGUGUUGAUGUGGUAUUCAACGGGAUUGAGCGAAACGCUUUCCAAGUAUCACAUGAUGUCGGUUUUGGAGAAGACACUGUUGUUUAUCGUUGCUCUCUGCUUCAAGACCGGCAACUGCUUCCCUAACGGCGCGAAUGUUGAUUCGUCCUGUUCAAAUCUUGUACCUCAGCAUGGGGCAUCAUCACAAACCUCGACACCGCCAUACAAGAUCACCUUCACACCUACGUCAUAUACAGCUGGUCAGACGGUGUCGGUAACAAUUAGUGCAAACCCCAGUUCGUUCAAAGGUUUCAUGAUACAAGCCAGACGGGCAGACGGCUCGUCCAGUGAACGUUUGGGCUCUUUCACACCUGUAGCUAAUACUCAACAAGCCUGCAGUGGGCAAGCUCUGGUACAUACAAAUAGUGAUUCCAAGUCUCUUUUAACCUUCAAUUGGACGCCUGCAUCGACAUAUCUCGGUAAUGUUGUCUUUAGGGUUACCUAUGUGCAGGCUGAGAGAACCUUCUGGGCGAAUAUCGCAUCCAGUACAUUAACUUUUGUUGGAAGUACUAGCGGCCCGGCCACACAAGCGCCCACAUCUACUUCUACAGCUCCUGUAUAUCUAACAUCUACAGCUCCAUCAAUACCAACAGCAGUAACAUCUACAGCUUCAGCAGCUGUAACAAAUACAGCUGCUCCAGUAUCUGUAACAUCUACGGCUCCUGUAAUAACUACCAGUACAGCAUUUCUAACUGUUGCUACUACAGUUCCCACUGCCCAGAGUUUGGGAACUGUUUCUGCUGAUCCUACCUGUGAAGGUUCAACUAAAGGAUGUUUCACAUCUUGUACUGGCAACACCUGCAAGUUUAUUGUGAGCUGGAAGGAGGAUGGAACUGAUGUUGUCUACAAUUUUACAGCUGCUGUUGAGUUUUCUGACGGCUCAUAUGUAGCUCUUGGACUUUCUAGUGACUCCAGCAUGGGUAAUGAUAGUGUGAUUGGUUGUGCCUUUGGUACAGAUGGUCUUGUUGUGUCCUUCACUGCUGCAAAUGUUGGUAAAAGUUCAGCUUCCUUCCCAGACAGUAGUGUGAGGCUAUUAUCUGGCAGUUAUAAAAAUGGUAUCCUGACAUGCUCAGUUCAUCGACCUAUUGCAGGACUAGGGAAGCGUUAUGAUGUCAGCAAACCAUGGACACUGUUGUUUGCAAGCGGAGUAGCCUACGUAGAUUCGGUUGUUUCUUUAACAAACCAUUACAGCAAUAAUUACAUCUCGGCAAUAGCUGUGACUUCUAAGUACGUAGGCAAUGUUAAUGUGCAGGAGCAGGAUAACCCCAUGUAUAAAGCUCAUGGCUGUUUGAUGGUAGCUGCAUGGAUGUUCUUUUCAAGUAUUGGGAUCAUCACUGCCAGAUUUUACAAGCCAGUGUGGAAAAACACAAUUUUAUCUCUCAAAGUUUGGUUCCAGAUUCACAGACUGUGUAUGGUGCUUGUGUUCUGUUUAACUGCCAUUGGAUUCAUCAUUAUCUUUGUUGAGGAGAAGGAUUGGAGUAAAGUAGAAAAUGAGGCAGUGUAUUUAUCUGGUCACCCCAUCAUAGGUGUCAUUGUCAUGAUCCUGACAGUCCUUAAUCCAGUCAUGUCUUUGUUUCGUUGUGACCCUGGCACACCCAAGCGACCUCUCUUUAACUGGGCCCAUUUCAUUGUGGGAGUAUCUGCUCAUAUUUUGGCUGUGAUCGCCAUUUUCUUUGGUGUGCGCCUCAAAGGUGCUGCCACACCUUACUACACUGUCUAUAUCUUAGGGGCAUAUGUGGCCUGGAUCCUGUUUGUGGAGAUUUUACUGGAGCUGAUCAACUGCUGUGACAAAAGAAUAGUUAAACAAGAAGUCUAUGAAAUGGGGAGCUCAGAUAACCCUAAAUUCAAACCACCAGGUACACAAAGUAAAAAGACAAUCUUGAUCAAGCGCGUCAUUCUUGUAGUCCACUGUGUUGUGGUGGCGUCUUUGGCUGCUGCUGUCAUGGCCAUCAUUGGUGUUGGAGAGGGAUCUGAUUCAUAAGGGGCCAUCUAUUCAUGACACAGGAGAAUCUAGACCACACAGUUAAAGACAUUUGUUGUAAUUCAUCUAUGUUAAUGAGUUUUGGACCAGAAUGAAAUUUUUAAAUUGUAUGUUGUACGUUUGAAUGAAAACUAUUUGUUAGAUUUGAUAUAAAUUACAUGUAAGUAAAAUAGAGGUGUAACUAUGUAAUUGUACAAAUUGUUUUACCAGUUAUUGAUGCUUUUCCUAAUUGUUCUUGUAAUUCAUUUGAAUAAUUUUAUGUAUUUUUUCUUAUAAUUUAUGUAAAUAUUUUUAUGCUAUUACUUUAAAAUUUAUUGUAAUCAAAUCUAGUUUUCUUGGCAACAGAUAAUUUCAUACAUUUUUUUCCUAUUUAGAUAAGUGUUUUAUUCCUGGCACUUUCAAUCCUGUUUAUUAUAAAUCUGCACUAUGUUCAUUCCUAUUUUUAUAUCACUCACACCUAUAGUAACUUUUUAACUUCUCUAAAUAAUGCUGUGAUUAAAUUUGAUUUUUUACAAAUAUUUAUGUUGUAUGUACUAAGCCUACAAAAUAUUUAAUGAUCAUUGUAAAUUUUUUCUUUCCUUUUUUAAAAAAAAAUAAAUGUAAAAGUUCAUCUUGGCUGGCUGAAGAUGUUCUUGCAAGAAGAGUUCUGUUUUAAGAUCUCGAAAAUUAGUUGUCCAUCGUAUUUGUUACAAUCCCACACAGUAAAUUUCUUGUCCAUCAUAUUGUUAUAAGCCUAUACUACAGAUUUCUUGUUCGUCAUAUUUGUUAUAAUUCCCCACACUACACAUCUCUUGUCCAUCAUAUUUGUUAUAAUCCCACAUUACACAUUUCUUUUCCAAGGUAAUUGUUAUAAUCAAACACUACAGUUUUCUCAGUUCAACAUUAUAAUAAUAAAAUAUUGUUUUUAUUUCACAUCCUUUAAUUAAGCUUUUCAAACUUACACCUAGAUACCAUUUAUUGUAAAAGUGAAUUGCUUUUUUGUUAUGUUUUUAAUGAAUAAAUCUAAUAUUC
Physella acuta is the source of this 3057-nucleotide messenger RNA. RefSeq names its product putative ferric-chelate reductase 1. Gene Ontology annotation, cellular component: membrane. The record is from RefSeq and is a predicted model, not a curated record. Lineage: Eukaryota; Metazoa; Mollusca; Gastropoda; Physidae.